UCGGCUGCCUGGGUGCGACCAUGCUUCCUCGCUGGGCAAAGCAUCCCUUUGGUGCUUCCCCUAGAGCAGCGCCGCGGCUGCGGGAGCAGGAGAGACCCUCCGAGCCCGGGGACUGCAGGCUGACGCCGUUGCUCGUGGAUCCCGACAGGACGAGCACCCACAUGAUCUCGGCAGACGAUGCCGAGUACCCGCGGGAGUACCGCACCUUGGGCAACGGCACGCGGCGCUUCUCCAACGUAGGGCUGGUGCACACCUCGGAGCGCCGGCACACCGUCAUCGCCGCCCAGAGCCUCGAGGCCCUCACCGGCCUCCAGAAGUCGGAGAUGGAGCGCAAGCGGGACGCCUUCAUGGACCACCUGAAGAACAAGUACCCGCAGCACGCGCUCGCGCUCCGGGGGCAGCAGGAGCGCAUGCGGGACCAGCAACCCAACUACUGGAGCUUUAAGACCAGGAGCUCCCGGCACUCGCAGGGCUCCCAGCCUGGCCUGGCCGACCAAGCCAAGCUCUCCUUCGCCUCGGCCGAAUCCCUGGAAACCAUGUCGGAAGCGGAGCUGCCGCUGGGCUUCAACAGGAUGAAUCGGUUCCGGCAGAGCCUGCCCCUGUCCCGCUCCACCAGCCAGACGAAGCUGCGCUCACCAGGGGUCCUUUUCCUGCAGUUUGGGGAUGAGACGAGGCGCGUCCACAUCACCCACGAGAUCAGCAGCAUGGACACCCUGCACGCCCUCAUCGUCCACAUGUUCCCCCAGAAGCUCACGAUGGGGAUGCUGAAGUCUCCCAACACUGCCAUCCUCAUCAAGGACGAGUCGCGCAACGUCUUCUACGAGCUGGAGGAUGUCCGUGAUAUCCAGGACAGGAGCAUCAUUAAAAUCUACAGGAAAGAGCCCCUGUAUGCCUCCUUCCCAGCCUCGCACAUCACCAACGGCGACCUGAGGCGGGAGAUGGUUUACACCUCCCGGGAGUCAUCUCCCACCCGCCGGCUGAACAACAUGUCCCCAGCCUCUCACCUAGCCUCCAGCUCCCCUCCGCCCGUGCUGCAGUCCUCCUCCCCGUCCCGCUCCCGCAUGUCCUACAGCGGGGGCCGCCCGCCCUCCUACGCCGGCAGCCCCGUCCACCACGGCGAGCGCCUCUCCAACCUGCCGCCCGCGCCGGGCGUCUCGCCAAGCCCCAGCGCCAUCCUGGAGCGCCGCGACGUGAAGCCGGACGAGGACCUGGCCGGGAAGAACAUGGUGCUGGUGAAGAACGAGGGGCUGUACGCCGAUCCCUACAGCAUGGUGCACGAGGGCCGGCUCAGCAUCACCUCCACCCAGUCCCUGGCCGGCAUGGGGGACCCUUUCGGCUACUCCGGGGGGCUCUACAAGCGGGGCUCCGUUCGCUCCCUCAGCACCUACUCCGCGGCCGCCUUGCAGACGGAGCUGGAGGACAGCCUGUACAAGCCCAACGCGCAGAUGUACAGCGACACGUACGGCCCCGGCCUGGGGUUCCGCAUGCCCCCCUCCUCCCCGCAGAAGAUGGCCGAUGGCCGCCUGGUGGACGUGCAGCCAGGGCAGAGCCCCCACAGCCCCUACUCGGGGCCGCCCAGCCGGUCCUCGCCCGUCCGCCAGUCCUUCCGCAAGGACUCCUGCUCCUCCGUCUUCAUGGAGAGCCCCGUCAGCAAGCCCCGCAACCCCAGUGCCUCGGGGCCCCCCGAGCUCUUUCCCGGCCCCAGCGACCGCCCGCUCUCGGGGUUCAGCUCCCCAGUGCCAGCCAAGGAUACAGAAACGAGGGAGCGGAUGGAGGCGAUGGAGAAGCAGAUCGCCAGCCUGACCGGGCUGGUGCAGAGCGCGCUGCUCCGCGGCUCCGAGGCAGAGACCCCCAGUGAGAAGACAGAAGCCACCAACGGCGGGACCCCCCCAUCAGCGUCGACCAGCCGCAGCGGCAUGGGGACCCCGGUGCCCGCGCCCCCGCCACCCUCUGCCACCAGCACGCCAGCGGGGCAGCCCACGGCCAUCACCCGCCUGCACAUGCAGCUGCACCUCCACGACCUGCAGCAGAACGCCAGCGACCUCCGCAACCAGCUGCAGCAGCUCAAGAAGCUGCAGCUGCAGAAUCAGGAGACGGUGAAGACGAUGCUGCGGCGGACGGAGACGGAGAUCAGCGUGCGGGUGACCGAUACCAUGCGCAAGCACGAGGACCCCCUGCAGCGCCAGCGCAGCCUGGUGGAAGAGGAGCGGCUCCGGUACCUCAACGAGGAGGAGCUGAUCACCCAGCAGCUGAAUGACCUGGAGAAGUCGGUGGAGAAGAUCCAGAAGGACCUGGCCCACAACCACCGGCUCAUCCCCGUGCAGGAGCUGGAGGAGAAGGCCGUGGUGCUCAAGCAGCUGGGGGAGACGCUGACAGACCUCAAGGCCCAGUUCCCCAGCCUGCAGAGCAAGAUGCGGGUGGUGCUGCGGGUGGAGGUGGAAGCCGUGAAGUUCCUCAAGGAGGAGCCCAACCGCCUCGACGGGCUGCUCAAGCGCUGCAAGACGGUGACAGACACCCUCGCCCAGAUCCGCAGGCAAGUGGACGAGGGCGUGUGGACCCCCCCCAACACCCUCAGCCAGUCCCCCAAGAAGAUGGCCCCCGAGACAGACUUCAGCAAAGGGCUGGACCUGGAGAUGCCCACCAGCCCCCCAGUGAGCCUCCACCACCUGACGGCUGCCACCGAGACCCUGGGCAUGCCCAGCUUCGGGCACAGCCCCCCCCAGACCCAGACCCACCCCUCCAAGAGCAAUAACCCUUCCCGAGCUCCGGAGAUGGUUCCUGCCAAGACCCAGACGGGCCCGGAGACUCCCAGCAAGAAGAGCGCAGACAAAGCCGUGUCUGUGGAGGCUGCCGAGCGGGACUGGGAGGAGAAGCGGGCAGCGCUGACCCAGUACAGUGCCAAGGACAUCAACCGCCUCCUGGAGGAGACGCAGGCCGAGCUCAUGAAGGCCAUCCCCGACCUGGACUUCGCUGCCAAGCACAAGCAGGCCACGGGCGGCAGCAGCGCCGCGUCCACGCCCGAGCACAAGCCCUCCAAGCCGCAGCACGCACAGAAGUCCGCGGGCAAGGCCGACCCCAACGGCCGCAGGGGCUCAGACGAGCUGACGGUGCCGCGGUACCGGACCGAGAAACCCUCCAAAUCGCCGCCGCCUCCCCCUCCCCGCCGGAGCUUCCCCUCGUCCCACGGGCUGACCACGACCCGCAGCGGCGAAGUCAUCGUCACCAGCAAGAAGGAGCCUGGAUUUAUGAAGAAAGCCGAGUCGGAGGAGCUGGAGACCCAGAAGCCGCAGGUGAAGCUGCGACGGACGGUGUCGGAGGUGGUCAGACCUGCAUCCACCCCGCCCAUCAUCGCCUCUGCCAUCAAGGACGACGAUGACGAGGACCGCAUCAUUGCGGAGCUGGAGGUGUUUCAGAGAAGCUCUGCCUCCCCUUUCAUUCCCAAGCUCCGUUACGAUCCGCCCGCGGCUGCCGUCUCCCCUGGGCACGCAGACAUGUGGCCCAAUGGAGCCUCCGUUGCAGCCGAAGGAUGGAAGGAGCCGGUGGCCCCGGCCCCCCCGGGGAGCAGGGCUUUCUCCCUCCCGCAGAUUGUGCUCACCGAGUGGGAGUCUGCGCCGCCGUCCCCUGAAACCGAACCCGAGGUGCCAGUGGAAAUGGGCUGCUCCGAGCAUGGGGACCCAGCUGGCAGCGGAGGAGCCGGAGGGGAGCUUGCACCUGAGGCAGGGGGGAGAUGCCAAGUGUCUGCUGGCACCCCCAGAAAGUCUCCAUCCAUGCCCGGGGGCCUUCCAGCCUCAGCCCCGCAGUCCCAGAGUGCCCCAUCCCGAGGCUGUGAGCACGCACCAGGAGAGACUCGCAGGUUCCCUCCGGCAGACAGCAAGGUCCCGUCUCCCCCAAAGCGAGGAGCGAGCCAGCCCACCGGGGCAGAAGGAGAGGACACUGCUCUGAGCCCUGCCAGGAGGCAGGAAGGCAGCAGCCAGACUGCACCGCAAGGUCCUUUGGUUGAGCAGCCUCCUCACCCCCGAGGGCAGGCCACAGAUCCGGGGGCCGAAGACACAGCGCUUGUCCCAGGUGCAGGCAGCCACAGGCCCAGCGCCGUCCCCAGUGAUGCAGAGCCCCGAGGAGGAGCCAGGCAGAGCACACGGGAGGCAUCCGUCCCUCCUGGAUGCUCCAACGGGGUUUGCAAACACCUGCAGAGGGACCAGCGCGACGGCUUGCCAGUGCCAAAAGCCAGGCGUCCCGCGGGCUGUGACCACAUCCAGGGGAGUGGAUGGUGCCAGGCUGGGCACCCCCAGGGGCAGGUCACUGCUUCCCCAGGGCCUCACCAGUGUGCAGUAUCACCGGGCUGGAACAGCGUGGGUCCGGCUGCCGGGGCAGGAGGAGGCGAGGAGGAUGCAGGUGGGAAGGCAGCGGAGGGGCUCUGCUGCCCCGCUCCUCGGGGAAGGAGCAAAGGGGACGUGUCCCCCCUGCACAGCAUGUCGCCACGCAGCAAGGAGAUUUAUAAAGGCACGUACCAGAGACUGGAUAGCCUCGAAGAAACUAUCCGUGAGCUGGAAAUUACCAUCAGCGAGAUCAGCAGCCACCCUGCAGCCGAAUUUAUUUUCCCUAAAGAACUGCUAGGACAAGCAGUGUCUGAUGGCAGCGAGGAGACAAAGGCGGGUGCGGGGCACCUCGAGCACAGCGGCUGUGAUGGUGGAACUGCCCUGGAUCUCAGCCGGCCCAAAGAGGAUGCUCCUGAGAGCCCGUCUCUGAGCCAGACCAAGCCACCUCUGCUACCCAAGCCACAGCUCCCCCUCAGCAGCCCUCAGAGCGGUGGCGUUUCCAUCCCGGCCAUGAAGAUGGUGAACCCGGCAUCCAGGCUGAAGCAGAGCCAGCAGGGCAGCCCCGACAAAAGCAAGCACAUAAAGCAGCGGAUGGAGUACAUGCGGAUCCAGGGACAGCAGCAGUAACUCGUGGAACCAGCUCAUCUCGUGCUCUGUUUGUGGUGGACCUUUUCCAGCUGCUUGACCUCAGGCCUAAAUCAAUGCUGCUUCUGAACAAACUCCUGUUUCAUUUUGUUUUAUUUUUUUCCUUUUUUUUCUUUUUCUUUUAUUUUUUUGGUCUUUUUUUAAGAAACUGUUUGACUUUCCUCCCCUUUUCCUCCUCCUCCUCCUCCUUGAAUCUUGCUUUUCUUUCUAGGCCGCUAGACCAUCUAAAGAGGCUAGUGAGACUUCCCCUGCAGUCUCAGAAAAACCUGCAUCUGGCAGAACAUCCAUCCCUGUAUUGACUUCCUUUGGGGCAAGGAACUCAUCCAUCUCAUUCUGAGCCUCCUUGCCAGCUCCAUCCAACCGUUUUCCUGCUCCUGGGGCCGGGCUUCUCUCUUCCUUGUGCUCCUCCCUUGGACUGUCUUCUUGAGGCACCUUGAGGCAUCGCCACGUGUCCCUCUCUUUGUUUUAAAUGUCUUGCUCCAAUGUGGCCGACCUCGUGUCUCGCCUCUGCUCCGGCACGGCCCAACUUCUGUCUCGCCUCUGCUCCGGCACGGCCCGACUUGUGUCUGCCUCUGCUCCGGCACGGCCCGACUUCUGUCUCACAUCUUGCUCCAAAAUGGCCAACCAGCCACUUUCUGUUUCUUUCUCUCUCUCUCUCUCUCCCCCUCUUUCUUUUGUUUUCCUUUUUUAUUUUCGUUGGUUUGUUUGGGUUGCUGUCGUUUUUGGUUCUCGAUCCCUCCCUUCCCCACCUGCCGUUUUCUGUUUAUUUAAGAGCUCUCAGAGCUUCACCCCACCAGUUUCACGAGCUUCAAGCAACAAGGACGCGGCGCGGCGCCCGACCCCGCCUGCGCAGGCGGCAGCCGCCCAAAAGCCGAAGGAGGUGGCCGGGGGGCGCAAAGCAGGCAAAAAGCGGCUGCCGAGGACGCCCCCGCUGCCCCUCGCCCUGCCCGCCGCCCGCUCUCCCCGCUGAGCUUCUCGGCCGCCGCGACUCCGCCGAGCCCUGAGGGGACGAUGUCCGCGCCCGUCGGGCCUCCGUGGGCAGAGCUGCGGCCGCGCUCGCUCCGGCGCUCGCCGAAGGUCGGUGCUGGCUCCGAGGAGCAUCCUGAGCCCCCGGCCCCAUGGGGCUCGCUCUGCCAUAGGAUGGGUGGCCAGGAUGGAGCCCAGGUGCCCCUGAGGUGCCCAGGGGGGACUGGGGUUUGCUGGGGCGCCCAGAGGUUGAGCAUGUAAAAUUUGGGGAGGUGGAAACGGGUAGGGAAAGGGGGUGCGGGGGGGCGCCGGGGAUCAUCCCCCAUCACUGUAGGUUCGUAACGUAGCACUUUAAUUGUUCGUCUGGGUCAUCAUGGUGGCUGGGGCAGAGGGACGCUGCGAUGCCCGGGGGCUCUGCCUGCACGGGGACACCCUGAUGGACCCGUGUCCCCCUGAACAUCACCCAGCGCCCUCAGGAUGUCCCAGAGCCCCCCCCCUGCAGCAGGGCUGGGGUCAGCAGGCUGAGCGGGGCUGGACGGGGCAGCACCGGGGGUGGUCGCUGGGGAUGAGCCCAGCCCCAGCCCUGCCAUGAUGCCCAGGGGGCCGGGGGCCAGGCCGCCUGCCUGCACCCCCCCGCUGCCAGCCCAGCCCGGCGGGUGUGCAAGGUGAGCGCUGUGCGUGUGUGCGUGUGUGCAUGUGUGCGCGUGUGUGCCUGUGUUCAAUGCCGUGUUGUGAAGCGCACCGUCCACCCGCAGUGCAACAAGAGAUCGAAUCACUCCUUUCGUUGGCUAGUUCGUUGUUGGGUUGUUUUUUUUAUUAUUAUUUUCUUCUUUUCCCCUCUCUUUUUUUGUAUAUCAAUCAUUUUUGUACAGAAGAACGAGCCUUUUUUGAAUAACAAAGAGAAAAAAAAGCAAAAAAAAAAAAAUCAUGAUGCAAUUUCUUUGGAUUGCAAAAAGCAACUCUUUACAUUUAAGUGAAGUGUCUUAACAUUUUAUAUUGUUUUAAAAAAUAUAUUUACAUAUUAUAUAUAUAUAAUAUACGUAAUAUAAAUAUAUAUAUAAAUAUUUAAAAAAAGAAAAGAAAAGAAAUAAAUCUCUUCAUGUCUGGUAUAUUAGGGGGUGGAUUUUCUUCCCCGGUUAAACUAUAGCUCCUUGUGAUUUUGAGAGGGUCAGUUCCUAGCGGCUUGUUAGCCCUCAUGCUGAGUUGGCAUCCUCCUUCCACCCCCUUCUGUGGCCCGUCCUUGUCCCUGUCCCCGUCCCCGUCCUGCCCCUCACCAAGGCAGCGGUGGGUCGGGGUCGGGGUCGGGGUCAGGAGCCCGGGGCCGGUGGCUGCCGGUGACAGCCAUGGGGCCACGCGUCGAGGCCGGGACCUGGGGCAGGGGGCAGCGGCUCCUGGCAGCAAUAGCAGUCACUUGAUGCGUUUAAUUUAAUUUGUAAUUACUUUUUCUUGGUACCAAAGUGAAACACUGUAGCAAAGCCACAGCUUCUUAUGGAUUUUUGGGAAGGGGCCGUGCCUGGCCCCCUCCCCAGCCCUCCCUGCCCCAGUGCCCCAGUGGCCAUGCAGGGCUGGCCGUGCCCCCAAUCCCUCCCAACCCCAAGCACAGGGGUGCGAGGGCACCCGGGGCCUGCCCCACUGCAGGGCUCAGCACCUUGCAGCCAGCCCUGGGGGGGGUGCAGGGUGUUUGUGGGGGGUGUCCCAUCUGCCUCCAGCCCCAUGGGGACGUGGCCAUGCAUGCACAGAGCUGUCGGCAGUGCCGCAGCAUCCUCCUGCACUGGCGUGUGCCCUGCGCCGGGUGGUGUCGGGGCGCCCAGGGCAGUGCAUGAGGGACCCCCGCCUGCACAGAGUGAAUUGGGGGGGGGGGGGUACAGGGGGCACUCUGCAGCUGUGAGUGAGCUCAUGCCUGGGGGGGGGGGGGGGAGGGAGGUCCACAGCCCCUCGCUGCGCCCCAACCUUGCUGUGGGUGUUGGCUGCUGCCUGCCCGAGCAUUGCCAAGGGGUGCACCGGGACCCUGGCCCCGGAGCAGCCUGCAGCGGGGGCACGUGGAGCUCCGGGCCACCCCCUUCUCUUAUCCCUCCCACCCCUCCUGGCUGCCCACCAGGCUGGUUUUCUAUGUGAGCGUGUCUCUGCGUGUGUGCGUGCGUGUGCAUCCGUCAUUUCAUGGCAUCAUGCAAACUGUGUGUGAGCACCGAGCCUGGUGCUUUUGCUGAAGCACGAGAACAAAAAAAAAAAAAAAAAAAAUCUGCUUGAUUCUGAUUUAAACUGAAAAGAGACAAAAAAAAAAAAAAAGUUGCAAAAAUGACCAAAAAAAAAAAAAAAAAAAAAAAAAAAAAAGAAAAAAAAACAAGUGCUGCCUGCAUCGUGCAUGUGUCUGGAGGCGCCCGCUGCAUGCGCAUCCCGCUUUACUCGUCUGAAUGUUGUUUAAGAAAAGGUUACAACUUUUAAAAGGACAAAAAAAAAAAAAAAAAAAAAAAAAAAAGAUUCCUAAUACUCUUUAGAGGCUGUUUUGGGGUUUCUACAAUGUCGUGUGUCUCUUAGCAUGAAUUUUCUUGUGAACUGUUUUAAAAUUUAAGAAAACAAAAACAAAACCAAGGACUCGCCGGGGCGGCGGCGGGGCCGGGCAGGGCGCGGGCUGGCCUCGCCGCGGCCGGGCCGGCUGUAGCGUAGUCUCUGUAUCUCUGUAUGGAUGCCAUGGGUAGUUCUGUGCGAAACGUGACCAUUGUAACUUGCAAACUCCGAUGACAAAGGGUUGCUUUUUAUUUUUCUUUUCCCUUUACUACUUUUAUUUUCUAUCAGAGUGUCUGGCUUUAAUAAAAUACUUUCUUUUCUCU
Molecule: messenger RNA, 8755 nt
Organism: Cygnus olor (mute swan)
Lineage: Eukaryota; Metazoa; Chordata; Aves; Anseriformes; Anatidae
Gene: SRCIN1
Product: SRC kinase signaling inhibitor 1
Exons: 21
Coding region: 21-4943 (1640 amino acids)
Biological process (GO): regulation of dendritic spine morphogenesis
Cellular component (GO): postsynaptic density; cytoplasm; actin cytoskeleton
Source: RefSeq, a predicted model, not a curated record